AUGCCUACAUAUUUACGAUUCAUGCAAACGAUGAAGACUAUUCAAGUUCUUGUUCAUUUAUUUGUGCUAGUGAAGUUAAAUAAAAUUUUCGAUGAAACAAUCAAAGAACUUAUUUGCGCGAAUGAAACGAAAAUAUCAUCUCAAGCAAUUCUUCAUUAUUUUGAGAAACAACGUUCGAUUUUUGUUAUUGAUUUGUCAAAAGAUUCAUUUUUUAAUACAAAUAUUUGUAAUCAAUUUGAUUCAAUUUCGAUUUACGUCUUUAAUAAAUGGAAUAAAGUGAACAUUGAAGAUAAAGUUGUCGACAGUGGAUUAUCAGCUCAUUCUCGGAGCCGAGGAUUUUUCCUAACUUGCACUUACCGUGAGGCUCUUCAACUUUUUAAACAAAUCUCAGAUUACAACCCACGAGUGAAAACUUUGAUAUCUUUAAGGUCAUCAAACUUCAGUGAAGCAAGGAAACUUCUUCAAAUCGGAUAUGAGAAGUUUAAAAUGCUUGACGUAGCAAUUUUGAUGAAAAUCGAUCAAUUCAGUGAAGUUAAAUUUUCAAUUUGCUUAUAUAAUCCAUUUCAAGGUGACAAAAUUAUGAGGUCACCAGAAUUUCGAUGUUUCAACAUCUCAAUUGAAAGCAAACCUUUCGUGGCGAUCGACACUUUCAUCGAGACAAGAGUAAGAAAUCUUCAUCAAUUCCCAUUACGUGUUAAUAUAUUUGAAGAACCUCUUCUCAGUAAUGCUGUGAAAAAUAAACAAGGGAAAAUAAUUGAGUAUCGAUUUCUAGUUGGGGAAACAAUAAAAAUCUUGAAGUUUGUAAUGAAUUUUACUCCGAUUUAUAUAACUUCGGUUGAUGGAUCUCGUCAAGGAUUUAAUCUACCAAACGGAAGUUUCACAGGAAGUCUAGGAUUAAUCGAAGACAAUUCUGUAGAGUUAGCAGUCAAUCCAAUAUUCAUUGCUGAUUAUGGUACAAAGAAAAUGAUUUUUCUUCAACCAAUUGCAAUCAAAAGUCUUUACUUUAUAAUCAAGAAACGGAAAACUUACAAACUUCAUAUGACAUCAAUUUUCUUUCAAUACGACAACUGGGCCUACGCUACAGCUACUGCACUUAUGUUCUUAUUGCCUUUGAUUUAUGUAGUAGUAAACAAAAUGGAAUCGAAGAUGAUGGCUUCACAAAGCGAGAAAACAAUUCCAAGGAAUAUUUUCUAUGUUUACGCAUUGAUAUUUAACGUCUCAAUGCAACAUUCCACUCAUAUUUCGUCGCGAAUGGUGGUCGCUGUUGUUCUCUUUUAUAACUUGAUGAUUUCUUCACUGUUUGAAGGAACAAUUACAAAAAAUCUGAGUCGGAGUCAACAGAAUAAUGAAAUUAAAACGUUUGAUCAACUCAUAAAUGAAAAUUACAACAUGACCAUGAGGAAAUCUUUGGCAAUGAUUUUCAUAAAACAAGGUGGAAGUAAAUACAGUGAUAAGCUAAGAGAAGUGGCAUAUAAUCGCAAAGAACUCGUCGAAACUUAUGGAGAAGGUCUAAGAAAAGUUUUGAAUGUACCAAGAGUCGCUUAUUUGACAACAAGAGCAACAUCGAUUAUAACCGACAGAUAUUAUGACAGCAAAACAGGAGUAAAUAAAUUUGAAUCAGUUACGGAACCAAUUUAUGAAGAUUAUGCAUCGCAAUUAGCACCAAAACAUUCGCCAUUCAUUGAAUGCUUCAACUUUUGGAUAAAUGUAAUUAGAGAAAUUGGAAUAACCAAAUAUCAAUUUUCCCGAGCCGAUGACAGUAACAAAAUUUUAAUGAUUCAAAGAGUUAAAGCAGGAAAAGUUUCACGUGAUGACGAUAAAGUAAUUCAAUUAAAUGAUCUGGCAUCAACCUUUUACUUAUUAUCAUCUUCAUGUGUUCCCUUUUAUAAUCUGUUGAUGUCUUCAAUAUUUGAGGAAACAUCAAAGUUCAAUUCCACGACUUAUUUGCAACUUUCUACUUUACAUGUUCUUGAAAGACGAGAUGUAUUCAUUGUAUCGUGUUCAUAUGAGUUAAUAAAUACUCCUUUAAUGUCUUGA
This is a messenger RNA of Clunio marinus, 2037 nucleotides long. Lineage: Eukaryota; Metazoa; Arthropoda; Insecta; Diptera; Chironomidae. The record is from the annotation of a GenBank genome assembly.